CAAGUAAAGCUCUAGCUAAACACAUAGACAGCCAAGUAGCAAGCAUCAUCAGAUUCAGGGAUCAAUGGCGCCCCGUGCUGCCUCCUCGUCGGUACUCCUCCUCAUCCUCGCCGCCUUGGCCGCCGGCGCGAGCGCGGCCACCUUCACCAUCACCAACAGGUGCGGCUACACGGUGUGGCCGGCGGGCAUCCCGGUGGGCGGCGGCACGCAGCUCAAUCCAGGCGAGACGUGGACCGUGGACGUGCCCGCCGGCACCAGCGGCAGGUUCUGGGGCCGCACCGGUUGCUCCUUCAACGGCGGGAGCGGCCACUGCGACAGCGCCGACUGCGCCGGCGCGCUCUCCUGCACCGUCUCCGGCCAGACGCCGGCGACGCUGGCCGAGUACAGCAUCGGCGGCUCGCAGGACUUCUACGACAUCUCGCUGGUGGACGGGUUCAACCAGCCCAUGGACUUCUCCUGCAGCACCGGCGUGAACCUCCACUGCCCCGGCGCCGGCUGCCCCGACGCCUACCUCUUCCCGAAAGAUGACACCAAGACCCACGCCUGCGCCGGCAACAGCAACUACCAGGUCACCUUCUGCCCAUGAUCAGGCAUGGCAUGGUCGAACGACGACGGCGAGAAUUAGUGGAGAAUAUAUAAUUAAAUAAAGUUGAUAAAUAAGACGAUGUCGUGAAAAGUCGUCCACGUAUGCAUGUUUACGCAUUGUAACUGGAUUUACGUACUACCCUUCAAAUUUUAAAAUAUGGAUGAUGAUGUAUGCCUUUCAAAUAUCAAAUACGUAAUAUUUUUAGACAGACA
Messenger RNA from Setaria italica (foxtail millet), 798 nucleotides. Its product is annotated as thaumatin-like pathogenesis-related protein 1. NCBI's taxonomy places the organism in Eukaryota, Viridiplantae, Streptophyta, Magnoliopsida, Poales, Poaceae. The coding region runs from base 65 to 586 and encodes 173 amino acids. Gene Ontology annotation, cellular component: extracellular region. The record is from RefSeq and is a predicted model, not a curated record. Gene Ontology annotation, biological process: defense response. The transcript has a single exon.